AUGUCUGAUACAAAAGCUGUCGUCAAAAGUGUUGAUAUGAGCGAAGAAAUGCAACAAGAAGCUAUUGAAUGCUCAACACAAGCUUUAGAAAAAUACAAUAUUGAAAAAGAUAUUGCAGCACAUAUUAAACGUGAAUUUGAUCGCAAAUACGGACCUACUUGGCAUUGUGUUGUUGGACGUAACUUUGGUAGUUUUGUUACUCACGUCAUGGUCGUUGUUUUCUUUGGCUGUUUAUUAGCAAAAUUAGGAUAUUUUAACAUGGAUAAACAAAAGUGGCUUUCUAAAGUCAAUUUAGUCUUUUUUACGCCUUGUCUUUUAUUUUCAAAUAUCGCAUCUGUUAUUUCACUUUCAAAAUUAUUAGCUUAUUGGCCUAUUCCUUUCUUUUAUUUCGUGUAUGCUAUUUUGAAUUACGGUGCAAGUCAAAUCAUUACUCGUGCUAUAGGUUUAAGUUCAGCUUAUCGUCGUUUUGUCUUGGCUUGUGUCAUGUUCUCUAAUUCAAAUUCAUUACCUAUCGCUAUUAUUUCCAGUUUAGCUGUCUCUGAAGCUGCUCAUAUUCUUUAUUGGGGUGAAAAUGAUACAACUGAAGCUGUAGCUGCAAGAGGUAUCUCUUAUACACUUUUCUUUGCUAUCUUUGGUAAUUUAAUUCGAUGGUCUUAUGGCUAUCAUUUAUUACAAAGACAUAACGGUGAUGAAGAAGUGGUAGUUAACUAUACAGAUUAUCAAACAAUAAGUAGUGAUACAAGAUUACCUUCUUCCUCUUCUUCUUCUUCUUCUUUAUUACUACAUGAUCAGGAAGCCACUCAUCCUAGUCAUAGUAAAUUACCUUCUCGUCAAUUGAGCUCUGUGACUAUCACUGUCAUUGCUGAUGAAAAUACAAAUUUAUUAUCUCAAGUAAAUAAACAAGCUCCUGCUCCAGAAACUUCUUCAAAUCUGAUGAUCCUCUUGGCUAAACGUAUCAAUCGUUUCAUGUCACCCCCACUUUAUGCUGCUAUUGCCGCACUUAUCAUAGGUCUCACUCCACCUCUCAAAUCUAUCUUGUAUAACAAACAAUCUUUUCUUUAUCCAUCUUUUACAAAGGCGGUUGAAUCAUGUGGUAAAGCUGCUGUCCCAAUCAUCUUAACUUGCUUGGGUGCUCAACUUUAUUCAAUUUCAAAAUCUCAGCAUGAAACUUCCCCAGCUAUGAAGAAGCCGGUAGUCACUGCAAUCGCUAUUCGUAUGUGUCUAAUGCCCUUCUUGGUUGUACCCAUCAUUAUUUUAUUUGUUCUUUAUGGCUCCAGAUUCUCUAGUUUAGCCAGUGAUCCCGUCUUUGUGACAAUGAUGAUCGUCUUGGGUUGUGCUCCUACUGCUAUUAAUCUUGUACAAAUCACUCAGGUAAACAAUAUCUUUGAAGAAGAAAUGCUACGUAUGUUAUUUUGGAGUUAUGGUGUUGUCUGUAUCCCUCUUUGCACCUUUGUUGUCUUUUUAGCCUUAAACGUCGUUGAUAGAAUGUUAUAA
Molecule: messenger RNA, 1494 nt
Organism: Cokeromyces recurvatus
Lineage: Eukaryota; Fungi; Mucoromycota; Mucoromycetes; Mucorales; Mucoraceae
Product: dynein light chain 1, cytoplasmic
Exons: 5
Coding region: 1-1494 (497 amino acids)
Biological process (GO): microtubule-based process; transmembrane transport
Cellular component (GO): membrane; endoplasmic reticulum; dynein complex
Source: RefSeq, a predicted model, not a curated record